Molecule: messenger RNA, 2085 nt
Organism: Setaria italica (foxtail millet)
Lineage: Eukaryota; Viridiplantae; Streptophyta; Magnoliopsida; Poales; Poaceae
Product: UDP-glycosyltransferase TURAN
Exons: 16
Coding region: 304-1722 (472 amino acids)
Cellular component (GO): endoplasmic reticulum
Molecular function (GO): mannosyltransferase activity
Source: RefSeq, a predicted model, not a curated record
GGAUGCACAGGAGCCGUCCGAUCAUCAGCAGAUCCGCAACCUCGGCGUUCCUCUAUCCUCCAGCCAGGGAAACACGGGCCUCGCCCGCCGCUCCGCCGGCUCGUCGCUGUGCUCCGCCUCCGCUGCUGGGAGUCCAACUCCUCUUCCCCCCCCUCUCCCCGUGAUCUUGCCCGCUCCAAGCUCUAACUGCGUCCCCUGUACUAGGCCCACCGGCGGCGGGGGUGGGCUGGGCGUGGGGCCCUUGGAUCGGUGACAAGCUCUUUUCGGUUCCAAUCGCGGAUCCGUAGGCCGACGGGGACGGCGAUGGCGGCGUCGGCGGCGGGAAGGAGGAAGCGCGCGGCAGUAGUGGUGCUGGGCGACAUCGGCCGCAGCCCGCGCAUGCAGUACCACUCCCUCUCACUCGCCAACCAGGCUGGCAUGGAAGUGGACAUUGUUGCAAAUGGAGGAAGUGAUCCUCACCUGUCAUUGAGAGAGAAUCCAUCAAUUCACAUCCAUGAGAUGAAAACAGUGAAGUUAACAGGAAUUUCAAAGAUAUCUGGUGCCCUGGCACUUCUACUUAAAGCUGCUGUCCAGUUUGUUUUGCUGGUUUGGUUCCUUUGUUUUAAGAUUCCUCGGCCUGAUGUCCUUCUUGUUCAGAAUCCACCCUCUGUUCCAACGCUUGCUGCUGUAAAACUGGCAAGCUGGCUAAGAGGUGCUAAAUUUAUUGUGGAUUGGCAUAACUUCGGAUAUACAUUGCUGGGAUUAUCUCAUGGCAGAAGUCACAUCGUAGUCAAAAUCUAUUUCUGGUUUGAGAAGCACUUUGGACAGAUGGCUGAUGGCGCUCUUUGUGUUACAAAAGCAAUGCAGCAUGAGCUUGCCCAAAAUUGGGGAAUCAGAGCGACGGUUCUUUAUGAUCAAUCUCCUGAAUUUUUCCACCCUGCUUCGAUGAUGGAGAAACAUGGGUUGUUUAGCAGGUUAGGGAAUGCCAUUUGUAGUGCUAUGGGCAAUGCUGAUUGCAUAUCUGUGGAGAAAGAAGUGGAAGACAUCAACACUAAUGUCUUUAUCAGUAAGAUUGAUGGCGAAAUUGUUUUGAAGCCUAACAGACCCGCACUUGUCGUGAGCAGCACAAGCUGGACACCGGACGAAGAUUUCAGCAUACUUCUGGAAGCAGCACUGAUGUAUGAUAGACGUGUUGCUGCAACUUUAGGUGAAGAUGAUUCAAUGGAUGAGGGGCAACUUUGGACUGAUAUCAAGAAGGGAAAGCAAUUUGUCUACCCAAGAUUACUGUUCAUUAUCACUGGUAAAGGACCUGAUAGGAAGAAAUAUGAGAAUCAGAUAAAAAGGUUGAAGUUGCGACGUGUUGCCUUCCGGACGAUGUGGCUCGCAAUAGAGGACUACCCUCUAUUGCUUGGGUCAGCUGAUCUAGGAGUAUCGUUGCAUACAUCUUCGUCAGGGCUGGACCUACCUAUGAAGGUGGUUGAUAUGUUUGGAUGUGGAUUGCCAGUUUGUGCUGCUUCUUUCUCCUGCAUCGAGGAGCUUGUAAAAGUAAACAAAAAUGGUCUUCUUUUCUCAACAUCUUCGGAGCUUGCCGAUGAACUUAUGAUGCUAUUUAAGGGGUUUCCAGAAGAAUGCGUUGCCUUGAAAUCCCUCAAAGAAGGUGCCAUGGAUACAGCAUCAUGUUCGAAAUGGUCAACAGAAUGGGAAACUAGCGCACUACCUUUGGUGAACCAGGUCUGUGGAUGAGAUGUCAGAUGUGUGCUAACAUAGUAUAAAAAAGACAGUUGUUUGGUUCCAGAAAAACAGAUAUAGGUGCACCAGAGGUGCACUAAAAGGGUACUCUUUGCUUUCAGCAGCUGCUGCCAGGAUGAGUUGCUACGAUGUGCAUCGCCAUAGCAAAUCUAAUUCAGUGACCAUGUAUUUGGUCAAUUUUAGAGCUAAAAAGCUCUUUCCGUUUUAGACUGGAAAAAUGUACUCUUUGCUGAGCACGUGACUAAAUUGUUUCUGGAUGUAUAUUACAAUAGAUUGUUUGAUACUGUACCAUAUUGGAAUAUCUCUAGCCUGUUCCAUGAUACAAGCAAAAACAUAGAAAACUGUAUUGUUUCCUUG